CCAAAUGUAUACUCCUAAUUAUACAGUGUACAGUGUUUAAUAUAUUUAAAUAUAAACUUGUGUGACCUUGCUGUUUACGUGACCCGUUUCCAGCUGGUAAUAGUGCAACAAGCUAGUGGAUGCUUAAUACCCAUUCCAAGGGUUAAGUUUACAUAAAAUCCGGCUAAGCGAACUGGGUAAAACUCAUUAUGAGCGGAUGGCUUUCGCAGUUCAGGUGGGUCGUUAAAGGACAAGGUCUUUCGAUGAAGAUCUGAAAUCCGCUCUUAGUGGGCCCUGAUUGCUGUAUUGUGCUGCUAUAUUUUGACUUAAGAUGAUCCGCGUGGCGUUGGUCGACCUCAGCGGGACAUUGCACGUUGGAGACAAUGUUACACGUGACGCACCAGGAGCUCUCAAACGGCUUCGAGAUGCUGGUGUAAAAGUGCGGUUCGUAACAAACACGACAAAAGAAUCAUCAACAAAGCUUCAUUCACGUCUCCUAUCACUGGGAUUCGACAUCGAUCGUAACGAAAUAUUCUCAUCGCUAAUCGCAGCUAGAAACUAUGUUAGGAAACAUCAACUUCGACCGUAUCUUCUCGUUCACGACGACGCAAUGGAGGACUUUAAGGAGCUGGAUGGACAAUCAAACGUAAACGCCGUUCUGGUUGGACUUGCUCCGGAAAAAUUUACCUACGACAAACUCAAUGAGGCUUUUCAGAUCCUCCUAAACGGUGGUCAGCUAAUCGCGAUUCACAAAGGUCGGUACUAUCGAGCUGAUGGUGGAUUGGCGCUGGGACCAGGUCCAUUCGUUGCGGGGUUAGAAUAUGCCACCGGAAUCCAGGCCGAAAUAGUCGGAAAGCCUAAUGAAUUGUUCUUCCGACAAGCGCUACAAGGCAUGGCAGAAAAUCCUAGCGAAGCAGUCAUGAUUGGCGAUGAUAUUAUGGACGAUAUUCAAGGGGCAAUGGAUGCAGGAAUAAACGCGAUUUUGGUAAAGACAGGUAAAUACUUGGCCGGCGACGAACGCAAGUCGCGGAAGCGGCCUACGGCUGCUGUAGAUGACUUCAAUCAGGCGGUGGAUUUCAUUAUACAGCACAAUCGGGAUGAAGGUACCCGUAAUACUAAGUAGCCACAAAAUAGCUAAUGUACAACGCAUACAUUGAAAAAUAUAAUAAACCCACCUCAUCGUAUGGGCAAUAUCUAUGUUUACCUACAUACUGGA
Molecule: messenger RNA, 1195 nt
Organism: Varroa destructor (honeybee mite)
Lineage: Eukaryota; Metazoa; Arthropoda; Arachnida; Mesostigmata; Varroidae
Product: haloacid dehalogenase-like hydrolase domain-containing protein 2
Biological process (GO): dephosphorylation
Cellular component (GO): cytoplasm
Molecular function (GO): phosphatase activity
Source: RefSeq, a predicted model, not a curated record